This is a messenger RNA of Macrosteles quadrilineatus (aster leafhopper), 1553 nucleotides long. RefSeq names its product probable cytochrome P450 304a1. The record is from RefSeq and is a predicted model, not a curated record. The transcript is spliced from 11 exons. Lineage: Eukaryota; Metazoa; Arthropoda; Insecta; Hemiptera; Cicadellidae. Gene Ontology annotation, molecular function: heme binding; oxidoreductase activity, acting on paired donors, with incorporation or reduction of molecular oxygen; iron ion binding. The coding region runs from base 36 to 1553 and encodes 505 amino acids.
UGUAUUGUUUACUACUCAGCUACUCUUGGACAAUCAUGACGGGAGAACUAAUGUUUGCUUUGUUCUGCUUGCUUUUUUACAUAUUCUAUCGAUAUCUAACAGAUAAACCUCAUCCAAAGUUUCCUCCAGGUCCUUUACGCUGGCCAAUAUGGGGUGCUUACCUUCAACUUUUGGUAGAAAACUACAGGUUCCCCUACAAAGCUAUGCACUGGAUAGCAAGGCGAUAUAAAACAGAGGUCCUAGGGAUGUACCUUGGCCCGUUUCCUACUGUGGUGGCCUGCAGCUCGGCCAGUGUACGAGAACUGUUGAUUCGGCCAGAGUUCCAAGGCAGAGUGGAAGGCUUCAUACCUCAGAUAAGGGACGAUGAUGGUGUUAUUAGAGGACAGUUCUUUAUUGAUGGAUCACCAUGGACAGAACAGAGGCGCUUUAUGCUGCGUUACCUUCGAGACUUUGGUUGGGGCACAAGGAGUAAAAGUUUUGAAAAGAUUGUGGAAGAAGAAGUCAGAGAUUUUCUAGACUUGGUUCAAUCAAAAGUUGAGGGAGUGAGUGAUGAGAGGGGAGUGCUGGUGCCGUCAGCAUUUUACGCAUUUUUUCUCAACCUCACAAUGCAGCUUCUACUAGGGUGUAGAUUUCCACCUCCGUUACACCACAAACUCAGAGAGUUUGCUUUCACAGCUCUCCGUUUUCAGCUCCGCAUAGACCCCACCACUGGUAUGAUUAACCUCACUCCGUGGGUACGACACAUCGCGCCUCGUCUCUCAGGCUUCAUUGACUGUGUACGCAGCAACCGUCUCAUCAAGCAGUUUAUACAGGAGCACGUCCAACACCAUAAAGACACUUAUCUGCCAGAGGCCCUACGUGAUUUUUGUGAUAUUUAUCUCAAACAGAUGAAGGAAAAGCAGGAAUCAGGGACUCAACAUUGGUUUUCAGAGCAACAGCUCGUGAUGAUGUGUUGGGACCUUCUGUUUCCUACCAGUAUGACGGUCACAGCCACGAUGGGCUUUGCUGUGGAGUUCCUUCUUCUGAACCCUGAGGUGCAGCUCAAGAUACAAGAGGAGAUUGAUAGAGUCAUCGGCCGUUCCAGGCUACCUAAUCUAGACGAUCGCAAGCUAAUGCCGUACACAGAAGCAGUGCUGAGGGAAGUCAUGAGAGCUGAAGCCCUCGUCCCGUUGGCUCUGCCUCACAGAUGUACUCAGGACACUUACUUCUACGGCCAUUUCAUACCCAAGGAUACAAUGAUGUUGGCUAAUAUUUGGAGCAGCAAUAUGGAUGAGAAAAUCUGGGACAAACCUUUUGAAUUCAGCCCUGAGAGACAUCUGGAUGCAAAUGGACAGCUCAAGAAGAAAGAUUUGUCUUUGCCUUUUGGACUAGGCAAGCGGGUGUGCUCGGCGGAGACAUUUGCCAGACAGAACUUGUUUCUUUUAUUCUCGGCAAUGAUGCAACAUUUCACUUUGCUACUGCCGUGUGACCAGCCUCCGCCUGAUCCCAAUCUACAUCUACCUGGCAUUAACAUAUCUCCACCACAAUUUAGAGUGCUUAUGGUGCCCCGCUAA